Cryptomeria japonica (Japanese cedar) is the source of this 2301-nucleotide messenger RNA. RefSeq lists its product as uncharacterized. Gene Ontology annotation, cellular component: nucleus. Lineage: Eukaryota; Viridiplantae; Streptophyta; Pinopsida; Cupressales; Cupressaceae. Gene Ontology annotation, molecular function: minor groove of adenine-thymine-rich DNA binding; DNA-binding transcription factor activity. The record is from RefSeq and is a predicted model, not a curated record. The coding region runs from base 257 to 2005 and encodes 582 amino acids. The transcript has 2 exons.
UACAACUACAUGAAACUCUCUAUUAAAAUUGUGGAAGAACCACCUCACACAAGCUGUAGAGGGGGAAACAAAAGAGAAAAACCCUAGGAUAUACCCUCGCGAACUACCCAACUAGCCUCAAAAUUCCAAGUUACUAUGAUGUGUAUAUACAUAUUCCAUAUGUGGAGAAUCAUAAUAGGAAAUUCUCAAUCCUAGAAGCUUUUCAUUAACAUUGUUCUAGGGUGUAUCAGGUUCUAUCAGUCUGCACUCAGUAUUCAUGGACAACAUAGAAGCUAACCAGCAACAGGUUACAGAAAAUGAUGAGAUUACAAGAAGUAAUGAGGGGUUGACACCUGAAUCCUCUGAAGCGGCCCAGGCACCAAAGAGGAAAGGAGGCCGACCAACAGGAUCUAAAAAUAAAUUGAAACAUGAGGUAAUCAUGAGACAAGACAAAAAUGCAAUGUAUCCCGAUAUUUUGGAAGUUGAGGUUGAUUCUGAUAUUCUGGAAUGUUUAGUUUACUUCUGUAAAAAGCAUAAUGCUGUGGUGAAGGUUUUGUCUGCUAGCGGGAUGGUAAGCGGUUUUCUCCCAUUGGGAUUCCCUGGACAACCAGUUAAAGGCGUUUUUGAACUGGUGGGUCUUACUGGAGACUGUUCCAAUUCUUCUUGUAGUUUGAGAGCUUGUUUGCAUGAUAAUGAGGGGACGGUUACAGGAGGAAUGGUGAGAAAACUCAUUGCUGCUGGUUUUGUCAGAGUUACAAUUGCAUCCAUAGUCAAUCCAUGUUAUCAUAGGCUCACUCAGAAUAGUGAAGAAGAUGGCGAUGGCAAUGUCAGGUUGGAUUCACAUUCAUCAAACAUUAUCAGUCCCAGAAAUCCUCAGUAUGCCACAGAGGCGACUGCAUUACCUUAUCAUUUCAGUUCUCAAGUUCCUUGGAAUGACACAGGGUUGAGUGGAGACCCAAGGUUCAGGCCCCAAUUCCCUGGAAAUGUUUACAUAAGACCAGCGGCGCUAACCAAUAUCAAUUGGCAGGGUGCACCCCCAGUGGGAGUUCCUUGCACUAAAAGGAUCCCACCCUCAUCCUCAGAUGUCAGUUCUGGGGUUCCUAGCCAUGAUUUCAUUAGGAGGACUGCAUCCCCAAUGUUCAGUUGGGGAUUUCCAUCAAAUCCCCCAGGGUUGACUGCAUCUCCAAUGUUCAGUUCUGGAGUUCCAUCAUCAAAUCUCCAAGUGUUGACUGCGGCCCCAAGGUUCAGUUCAGGAGUUCCAUCAUCAAAUCUCCCAGGGUCGACUGCACCCCCAAUGUUUGGUUCAGGAGUUCCAUCAUCAAAUCUCUCAGGGUUGACUGCGCCCCAAAUGUUCGGUUCAGGAGUUCCAUCAUCAGAUCUCCCAGGGUUGACUGCGCCCCAAAUGUUCGGUUCAGAAGUUCCAUCAUCAGAUCUCCCAGGGUUGACUGCGCCCCAAGUAUUCAGUUCAAGAGUUCCAUCAUCAGAUCUCCCAAGGUCACCUUCCCCACGAGUUCCACCAUCAUAUAUUCUACCGUUGCCUGCACCGCGAGGGCCAAGUUCAGGAGUUCCAUCAUCAAAUCUUCCAGGGUUGCAUGUCCCGCCAUUGUCAGUUGCAUCCCCCGUGUUCAGUUCAGGAGUUCCUGGCCAUGAUUUCACUGGAAGGAUCACAUCCUCGAGUUUCCAAGGGGAAACUGUGUCCUCAAUGUUCAGUUCUGACAUUCGUGACCUUGAUUCCACAAGGCUAACUGCAUCUCCAGUAUUCAGUUCUGGAUAUCCUGGCCUUGAUAUCGCAAGGCUAACUAGAUCCUCAAAUCUGGCGGGAAUAACUGCAUCCCCAACAGUCAAUUACCAAAUUCCUUUAAAUCGUGUUUCCAAGCAGUCAACUACAUUACCAAAUCUUACAGGAUCGACUGCUUCUAUCAAUUCUCUCAGUUCAGAAACUAAUAGCAAUACUCAGGCAACAAAUACUGGAUCCAUGCGCACAAAUUCCAGUCAAGCCUAUGGACCUCUAAGUUCUAAGAGUUAAAAGAUAGUGGAGUAUAUUUUGAAUGUUUUUGGCGCAUACUUGGCUUUAACGAAAGCUUUGGGCAAAGCUAAUCAUCUUUAUUGUAAUUUUUUGGCCUUGAAGAAUAAGUUAUGCGAGCUUCCAUUGUUCCUCACAGGAGCCUUUUUCAUUUACACUUAAUGGAUGUUUAUACACUUUCCGUUGGGGAUUGUACUUUUAGAUGCAAUUCUCAAAACAAACCGUGUAAUGGUGAAAUUUUCAGGUGGGAAAGUCCGAUGUAAUAACAUACCUAUAAGUGAUAUAAAAUUGUGCUAGAU